UGGGGGAACAGGAAGUUCCGGACAGAAGCGCACCAUUAUUCAGUGUAAAGAAAGCGCCAGAACGGUGCAGUCAAGAAGAUAACAUUAUUGUCCUUUUCUAUUUAUUACUACAGAUUUAGUCUGAGGCCGGUAACAUCAACAUUGAGGACAAACCCAGCCUGCCUCUCUCCUUCCACACUGAGUCCAAACCUACAGUCACUGGGUCCUGAUUGUGACAGAGGAGCCCAGUUUGCACUGCAGGAUCCAUAGAUGGCAUCAGUGAAGCUGGAAGACUGCAGUCCAACAAUGGAGCUGAAUAUUGACAUUAAAGAUGAAGAAGAGGAGAAGAUUGGGGGAUCUGUUAGUCAUGGUAUGAGGCCGGUAACAUCAACAGUGAAGACCAACCCAGCCUGCCUCUCUCCUCCCACACUGUGUCCAAACCUACAGUCACUGGGUCCUGAUAAUGACAGUGGAGGCCAGUUUGCUCUGCAGGAUCCAGAGAUGGCAUCAGUGAAGCUGGAAGACUGCAGUCAAACACUGGAGCUAAAUGUCAACAUUAAAGAUGAAGAGGAGGAGGAAAAGAUUGGGAAAUCUGUUUCUCAUGGACGACUAGAAUUAAGUCUGAAGCCGGUAACAUCCACAGUGAGGACAAACCCAGCCUGCCUCUCUCCUUCCACACUGAGUCCAAACCUACAGUCACUGGGUCCUGAUUGUGACAGUGGAGCCCAGUUUGCACUGCAGGAUCCAGAGAUGGCAUCAGUGAAGCUCGAAUGCGGUCAAACACUGGAGCUGAAUGUCAACAUUAAAGAUGAAGAAGAGGAGGAGGAGAUUGGGAAAUCUCUUUCUCAUGGUAAGAGCAGGUUAUAUCUAACAAAGUGUGUUGUUCAUUCCAACUUCUCACUAUGCAGGAAAAGUUGCAGUAGAACUGUUUCAUGAUGAACUGUUUCAAUGAGAAGGUAAUUUUAUUUUAUGCUACUCAGACUUGCAUGGUUUGACAUCAGUAUUGCCAUCAUUUGUUUUAUUCACUGGUCUGUCUGGAGUGUUCAUAGAGUAGACUAAAGAAGUGAAGUAGACAAACUGCCAGUGUUUAAGUUCUAUGAAAUUAGUUUGUGUAGUUACUAACCAUUGUGAUAGUGAGUGGAGGACUCUUACCCACUUUUAGAAUAGUUUUAUUCGCCUGUAUUGUACAGCCUACUGAUAUGAAUACAUAUGU
Oncorhynchus masou masou (cherry salmon) is the source of this 1192-nucleotide messenger RNA. RefSeq lists its product as uncharacterized. Lineage: Eukaryota; Metazoa; Chordata; Actinopteri; Salmoniformes; Salmonidae. The coding region runs from base 250 to 915 and encodes 221 amino acids. The transcript is spliced from 4 exons. The record is from RefSeq and is a predicted model, not a curated record.